GAGUUCUAUAUCCAAUUGAAACUGCACGUGUGGUCACAGACCUAAAUCAGCCACCAUUUGAUACAGAAGAAAUGUUCGUACUUUUACUUUGUGUGCUCUCAUUUACGCGGAAUACGAUUGUAUACCUUUCUAACACAUUGUUCAACAAAUCUGAUCGGCGACUUCAACAUUCACGCACCAUUAACGAAAAUAAGCCCUCUGAGGGCACCAUGGACGGACAGACCCAAGACAAUAAGAAAUUGCAGAAGCUAGAUGAGAUUGACACCAUCCCGACAUUUUCGGAGAACAACCAGUCCUACGAUGCUGACUACGUAGUGAAGCCGACGGUCUAUGUAAAGUCGGUGGUAGGAAAAGACGACAUGAACUACAACAUGAACCACAAGAAGCGGGGGAGAUGCGUGAUUUUCAACAAUGACAAAUUCGAGAUGCAAGGCUACGAACGCGAAGGGUCCGAGAUGGACGUCAUCGCGAUCACAAGAGUUUUCCGCGAUAUAUUGGGUUUCGAAGUGAUCCCGCAUAGGAAUUUCACUUCCAGUAUGAUCCACCAAGCGAUUAAAAAGCUAAGCGAGGACGAUUACGAAGAAGAAGACUGCCUUUGCGUCUUCAUAUUAACACACGGAUCCCACGGCGACUCAUUGCACGCGCACGAUUGCACCUACCCCCUGAAAAGCAUCUGGGAGAAGUUCACCGGGGACAACUGCCAUGCACUGGUCGGGAAACCGAAGCUUUUCUUUAUUCAAUGUGCAGAGGUAAAAAUUUCGUCAUAUCCAAAUACUGCAUGCAGGGGUACGAAGUACGACAGCGGUAUCGGGGUUUUCAGUAGCGGCAAUUCGCAGACGGACUCGGUCGCCACCACCGCUUCCUACAAAAUUCCCACACACGCGGACAUCUUGCUCGCUCACAGCACCGUUGAAGUACUUUUUUCUCCGCAAGAUUUCUAUUCGUGGCGCAACGAGACAGAAGGCUCCUUCUACAUCCAAGAAUUGUGCGACGUGAUCGAGGAGUAUUGGGAGACGUACGAUUUGGCCAAAAUGUUGACGAUAACCGCACGCAUAGUCGCUAACGAGCAUUAUUCCAUUCACAUAGACCCGAAGAAAAACCAGAAAAAACAGAUGCCAUCCAUAACGUCAACCUUGACGCGAGACGUUUGGUUUACUAAGAAAAAUUCGUAAAACGCGAUGGACAGUAAGUACGUUCAAUGAAUCAACACUAGAACAUAGUAAUUUUUUAGACAUAGGCAAAGAAAUACGUUACCAAAGUUCGUGUAUCUUUUUAUACAAAAUGACUUAUGUAUUAUCCCACCGAAAUACGGGAGACACAGAAUAUCUAGAGUCUGCUUCCUCUUUCGAUGAUACAUUUAGGAAUUUGAAUGAACGAAUGAAUUAAGUAAGUAAUCAUUAGUCGUUUAGUUAUUCUAAUUCAGUAUAAUAAUUUAUACUUGUCGAACAUUAUUAUACGACGCGUGAAAUGUAUCAAGUAAUUGCUUGAAAUGACCUAAUGAAGAAUUUCAAGUUUUCCAUUGAACAAGUUAACCCUUUGACCUAUGAUAUCUUUCUCUACUAUGAUCGACACAACCGCUUUACUGUUAGCUUUAUAGCUAGACAUACUCUAUAGCUAUGUUUGCCCUACAUUAUAACAAUCGACAACAAAAGAGUAAUGUUUAAUUUGAACUCAAACGGAUUUAUUAAUAUUCGUGCUCGUAGAAUUCCAUUUGAAAUCUUCCCGACGAGUUUGACACGUUAGUAUAAGGCAAAGGGUUGACAGAACGAUAAGAUUCAUUUUGGAAAUCGCUCGCGUAAACGAUCCUCCGUGUCGAUCUUUCCUCAUAUGGGUCAUCCCGCUGUGAUAGAUGUUUCAAUGUCCGUUAAUAACUUAAUUUUCUCUGCCUCGGCCCACGAAGCCUUUAACUGGAUAAUUCACGCGUGUCGUUUUCAAUGUUCGACUUAUUAGUUAAGUUAAUCGAAAUCCGAGCAGUGGCUGAGAUUCGUUCCGAUUUGCGAUACGAAUGUCAGCCUAGGCUGGAAGCACAAUUUUUUGUCUGCUAGGUGUGCCAAAGAGUAAUAGAUCGAGUUAAAAGUUUUGUGAUGUAAAAAAGAAUUAAAACGAAAAUUUGUUCAAAUUAAAAAUGACUGGAUUUUAAAGAAUCACAAAUUUUUUAAAUGUUUCAAAUUGAGGAUUAAAACAGAAAUAUUUUGAACGUAAAUAACAUUGCUAGUUUAAAAAUAAUAUAAUGGAUCGGUAGUGGGUAUAUUUCAUGUAUAAGAUAAAACUUGUGCAAAAAGAAACGUCGUCAUCUUCAAUAGAUUCUAGCAUUAAAGAUAAUAGUUCUGAGUAAUUUACUUAACGUGGAGUCAAACAAAAAUUGUACUUAAUAUUGAUAGUCUAACGGCUACUUAGUCUUUCAUUUAGUAUUUGUAGGGUAAACACGAAUUACGCUGGUGCACAAAGUAAUGGGACGUCGCGAAAAUCAAUCGAACAUUGUACGACGAACAGAUCGUUUGACUAUGAAACAAUAUUCUAAUAAGGCGGAUCGUUAUUAUAACAUGUAUACAAUUCGAUCAAGUUCGUCCCAUCACUUUGCUCACUGGCAAAGUAUUACAUAUAUUUAUACGCGAUUUCAUUAUACCCUCGUUGUUUUUAUUUUUGUUACGACGAUCCGUUGCGCUCCGCAUAUCAUUUAUUAUUCGCAUCAUGCUGCGCCCAAUAUCAUGACCGCAGACUCAGACGACUGAGUCGUUAAGCGAAUAUCUCAAGGAUCGUAUAAAAUUUAAAUAAAGAUCCUAAGAAAAGGUGAACGAACUUAUCUUUUCACUCAAUAAUAUAUUCACGAUGCACAGGGUGCUCUCUGAGGGAUGCAACGAGUCAAAUGAUUCGAAGAAAACUGCGAGAACCAGUCGAACCAGAAUAAUCUCUGAAUUAUUCCGAAAUCUGGAGUUUCAAAGCAAAGAACAUUUCUCGUUCGCGACAACGGCGACCAAAGCAGAGGCAAAAUAUCGAAUGUUCAAGAUUCCUUUUUCAAGCAUAAUUCUCACUAAUUCGAUUGAACUAAGUAAUUCAAGUAUUAUCUUUUCCAUCUUUUUCCAGUUUGUUCCACAACUUAGCAUCUACAGCAACCUUCCUCUACAUCAAAAUUCACAGACCACUCCGUGCAUCCGAUAAAUAUAUUCAACAUUCCGCCGAAUGAAAUGGAAAAAUACAAACCCAGACUACAAAGUUCCAUAUUUUCCAUCUUUUAUCAUUUCAUCCUACGACCUAACGUCUAUAACAACUUUCCCUAGUUACAAUAUAGUAUCUACAGCAAUCUCUCCCCCCAUCAAAAUUCACGGACCACCCCGUAUCCGUCA
Molecule: messenger RNA, 3344 nt
Organism: Nomia melanderi (Alkali bee)
Lineage: Eukaryota; Metazoa; Arthropoda; Insecta; Hymenoptera; Halictidae
Product: caspase-1
Biological process (GO): apoptotic process; positive regulation of neuron apoptotic process; proteolysis
Cellular component (GO): cytoplasm
Molecular function (GO): cysteine-type endopeptidase activity
Source: RefSeq, a predicted model, not a curated record